GAGAUUCGGUUUGUUCACCGCACGAAAAGUAAAGUUAAUGAUAACAGUUCGCUGUCGGAACAUGAUCUUUCUGUUUUUUUUAGACACAGAGGUUGCAGUCAAAUAUUAAUUUACAGAAAAUUCAGGACUAGCGCUACAAACCUACCGAUACUAACAGUUUUAUUCGAGCUGUAAUUCGAACACACGACGACUGCCUUGUUCGACUAGCACCGUGCCUCUAUAUCAGCUUGAAAACUAUACUUUUCGGCAUAUUCUAACGAUAUCAAAAUCGAAAAAUAUGAAGAAGUAUGUUUAUCGUUUUGCUGUUACGAUUGCAUUUGGCAUUGACAAAUCUAAUCCGAGCUCUUUUUAAUUGCCAAAACGACGAGAGGUAGUAAUCUGUAAUGAUUAUUCAAGAGUUCACUAAGCACUGAUAAGAAUCGACACGAUGAACUGACGUUGCAAUCGAUACCUUUAUGAAGCCGUUCAUGGCCAAUUCGGCAACCAUUCUAGAAAUUAAAAUCAUUUCCAAUUUGUACGGCCAAAUGUGGAGUUCAAUACGAUGGGCUGCUGCUGCAACUGUUCAAAUUUCGCUAAAAAGGUGUGGUCCUUUAGCGGUGUGCUCGUUAUUUUUGGGUUAGCAGCGUUCUUCGGAUUCGGACUGCCGGCGAUUGUGGAAACUGUUGCUCGUAAAGAGUUUAUAAUGGAACCGGGGACUCAAGUUUACGAGAAUUGGCUGUCAUCGGAGGUGCCUAAGUAUUUGGAUAUAUAUUUCUGGGAUUGGGUGAACCCCGAUGAUAUAACAAAUCGGAAUAUUCGCCCGAAGUUUGAAGAGAAAGGCCCUUAUGUCUUUCUGGAAGACCAUGAAAGACAUGACAUUGAAUUCAACACGGAUCACACAAUUAGUUUUCGUCAAAAGCGUACCUGGACUUAUAUACCAGAACAAUCUAGAGGAGAUUUUUAUAAGGAUACCAUAACCACUCCACAAACCAUUCUUAUGACGUUGGGUAGAGCGCUCGAAACAGCGGAUGCAACAAUUGUUAAAACUAUCGAUACCAUUAUAUUAAAAAACGAUUUACUCGAUGCUGGAAUCACUUACAAAGAUGUGCUAGUGCGUGAUAUCCUGUUUGACGGUGUUCAUGAUGAAUUGCUUAUUGCAUUGCAAACUCUCGCUGCGCUUUUACCAGAUCUAGGCUUUCAAGUACCACCAUGGGAAGGAUUCGCCUACUUUACGGGUAGAAACACCAGCGUGGAGUAUGAUGGCCUGUUUCGAAUUGGUUCCGGAACAAAUGACUGGACAGAUUCUGGACUGCUGAAAACUUGGAACGGUUUAACGCGGGUUCCAUUCUUCCGUGAUUCGUGUGGAACGGUUCACGGUUCUACUGGUCAGGUAAAUCCACCGUUGACCAGUGAACAGAUCAGCAAUCCAGAAGACUUUACUUUAUUCAUCACCGAUGUUUGUAGUGCUUUCAAUCUGAAGUUUAGUGAAGAUAUUGAAUACGGUGGAGUAGAUGGAAGAGUUUGGAUUGGUGACAACCGUAUUUUCGACAAUGGGCAUAAUUUUCCUGAAACGAAAUGUCAAUGUACCGCACCAACAGAGCAAUGUCCCACUUUAAAGAGCGGCGUACUUGAUAUAUCUGAUUGCAAAUCAGGUGCUCCAUUAUUGGCAAGUUUUCCGCAUUUUUAUCUGGCCGAUUCUAGUUAUCAGGAUGCUUUGGAUGGGUUGGAUGCUACUCGCGAAAAGCAUGAAUUCCAAUACAUAAUGCAUCCAUUCUCCGGAAUACCACUUGAGGUUAACGGUAGAUUACAAUAUAAUAUACACAUUAAAGAUUAUGGGUUAAAUGUCACCGACGGUUUACCGGAUAUUCUGUUGCCAGUGUUUUGGGUUAAUCAAAGAGUAGUGCUCACACAAGACAAAAUUGACGAUUUAAAAGUAAUCGACACUGUUCGUUCAGUAGGAAUCUAUACGGGUUUUGCGCUGCUGGGUGUUGGCAUUGUAGCCUUGGGAAUAGCUCUGUAUUAUUCUAUUUUUGUAUGGAAGAAAUAAUCAGCGCAAACUAUUAUUUGGCAAAUAAAGCCAAACAGAGCCUUUAUUGGAAACUGAUUUUGUUAAAAAGUACGCGAUUUCCUGUUAAAAUAGUUAUUGUUUGCAGAGUGCACCGAACAGUUUAGACUGAGUUGGAAACGCUUUAAAACUUUUGUUGGUAAUAAAAAUGCACAUUUGAUUUUGGAGUGCAGCAAAAUUUCA
Molecule: messenger RNA, 2227 nt
Organism: Wyeomyia smithii (pitcher-plant mosquito)
Lineage: Eukaryota; Metazoa; Arthropoda; Insecta; Diptera; Culicidae
Product: protein croquemort-like
Exons: 5
Coding region: 542-2026 (494 amino acids)
Cellular component (GO): cytoplasm; membrane
Molecular function (GO): scavenger receptor activity
Source: RefSeq, a predicted model, not a curated record